Linum tenue is the source of this 2771-nucleotide messenger RNA. NCBI's taxonomy places the organism in Eukaryota, Viridiplantae, Streptophyta, Magnoliopsida, Malpighiales, Linaceae. The record is from the annotation of a GenBank genome assembly.
GGGGAAAUGGCUUAUAGUCGCAAAAAGCCAAAUCACCUUUCUUGUUUCUACCAAAGCUCAAUAAUGUAAUCCGAAAACUUCUCACAGAACUGCACGUCUCUAUCGCUUUCUCUCCUUUCUACUCCAUUUAUACUUUCAGCUCCAUCUCUUCCCUUCCCUCCGCCUUCUAACCACUGCCACUCUGCCAGAGAUCACUGACUGGCUGCUCAGAACUUCUCGAUUGAAGACACUGGAAAUGGGGUUCGAAAAGAAAGAGUAUGAAUUUCUGGAGGAGAUCGGGUUGAGCUCGAAGAAUGUUGGCUGCUACGUUAAUGGAAAGUGGAAGGCCAAUGGACCUGUGAUCACCACUACGAACCCUGCAAACAACCAGAAUCAGCCUAUUGCUGAAGUAGUGGAGGCUUCGUUGCAAGACUAUGAGGAAGCGUUGCGAGCUUGCAGUGAAGCAACUAAGACAUGGAUGCAGGUUCCUGCGCCCAAGAGAGGUGAGAUUGUUAGACAGAUUGGGGAUGCACUGAGAGCCAAGCUUCAGCAGCUCGGUCGUCUUGUUUCUCUUGAGAUGGGAAAGAUACUACCAGAAGGAAUUGGAGAAGUUCAAGAAAUUGUCGACAUGUGUGAUUUUGCUGUGGGGCUAAGCAGGCAACUGAAUGGAUCAGUAAUCCCUUCAGAGCGUCCCAACCACGUCAUGUUGGAGAUGUGGAACCCACUUGGAAUAGUUGGUGUCAUCACUGCUUUCAACUUCCCGUCUGCUGUUCUUGGAUGGAAUGCUUGCCUUGCUCUAGUCUGUGGUAACUGUGUUGUAUGGAAAGGUGCGCCAACUACACCUUUGGUCACCAUUGCACUGACGAAGCUUAUAGCCGAGGUGUUAGAGAAGAACGAGUUACCUGGUGCAAUAUUUACGUCCUUGUGUGGUGGUGCUGAAAUCGGACAAGCAAUAGCAAAAGACACUCGCAUUCCUUUGGUAUCUUUCACCGGGAGUUCAAAGGUUGGCCAAAUAGUGCAACAGACGGUGAGUCAGAGGUUUGGCAAAUGCUUGCUCGAAUUGAGUGGUAACAAUGCCAUUAUCAUCAUGGAUGAUGCAGACAUCCAGCUGGCAGUCCGUUCUGUGCUCUUUGCCGCAGUUGGAACAGCUGGUCAGCGGUGCACAACAUGCCGUCGACUGCUUCUUCAUGAGAGCAUCUACAAGAAAGUACUUGAUCAGCUAGUUGAAUCGUACAAGCAAGUUAAGAUCGGUGAUCCGUUGCAGAAAGGUAUCUUGCUUGGACCACUGCAUACUCCCGAAUCACAGAAGAACUUCGAGAGGGGAAUGGAGCUCAUCAAGUCUCAGGGAGGGAAUAUUCUAACAGGAGGAUCAAUCAUAAAAUCCGAUGGGAAUUUCGUGCAACCCACGAUCGUCGAGGUUGCUCCAACAGUACUUGCAGUUAAAGAAGAGUUAUUUGCCCCAGUUCUCUAUGUCAUGAAAUUUAAGACUUUGGAAGAGGCUAUUGAAAUAAAUAACUCGGUGUCUCAAGGAUUGAGUAGUUCCAUCUUUACCCAGAAACCACAAACAAUCUUCAAAUGGCUUGGCCCACUGGGGAGCGACUGCGGCAUUGUGAAUGUGAACAUACCCACAAAUGGUGCAGAAAUUGGCGGUGCAUUUGGUGGCGAAAAAGCCACCGGAGGCGGGCGUGAAGCUGGAAGCGAUUCGUGGAAGCAGUACAUGCGGCGAUCAACUUGCACUAUCAAUUAUGGAAGCGAAUUGCCUCUGGCUCAAGGAAUCAAUUUCGGCUAAUCGGCAUAUGAUUCUGUUCUGCACCUGUUAUGAUGGCACCCCAGUCCAGCCUGGUUGAUCUGAACCUGUCUAGAACAGAUACUUGUGCUGCAGAACUUUGAUCAGAGUGGAUUUCCCCUGCAAACAAAACGGUAUCAUGUUGUGAGAAUAAGAGAUGUGUAUGCUCAAUUAUAUAGAUAUUGUCAUUCUCUUUAAUGUAAGCUAUGGAGCUGGUCUUUUUGCAAGACCAUAUUGGACAUGGAAUGUUAUAAGAUUUCUAAAAGGGGUUGGUCAAGACUAUAUUUCAUCUCCAUUCCCCAAAUGCCUAUCAAGAUAUUCAAGUCUAUAACACCCUUUUGCUUGCCUUUGAAUCUCCAAUAUUUUCUGGGAUUCUGUAACCAUGUAAGCAGAAUAUGAAGACUGGAUCCAGGGAUGGUUUGCUGCUUCUUUGGCCAUUUUCCCCGAGGAAUCACAUAGAAAGGGGAGAGGGAUGAAUCCAAAUGUAGAAUUAAACAAAGAAGAGUUAGAAUAGCAUAUGACAUCAAAUGAAGUUCUAAAGGCGGGCAGCGACGCAAGAGGAGGUUCGGGAGGUUUGCCGCUGCGUAGGUCUCGAAAAGUUGUGCGAAAUAAAAAAAAAGUUUGCGUCAAUCGGACAACCGAGCGCAAAGUUAUGGCCGUCAAACCGCCAAGCCCGAUCCUACCAGAAGCGAGUUACUAGGAGAUAUACAAAGGAGCACGAGAAGUUGGCGGGUGCGAUCAUACCAGCACUAAUGCACCGAAUCCUUUCUGUUGAAAAUAAAAUUACAUUUCAUAAGUUGUUUCUGUAUUUUAGACCAAUUACUUUGUUCCACUUGCUAUUCGUAAUUAAGUCAAAUCCCUCUGUUAUAUCUUAUUGAGUCAUAUUUCACGAUAUCACUGUAUGAAAAAUCAUAGUUGACAAUAGAAAUUUCUAUAUGGUAAUGUCAAACCGCGAUUGGAAAUACUUGAAUACAUAGUAACGAAUGAGAGAUCAGACUACAAUAUA